Messenger RNA from Lindgomyces ingoldianus, 984 nucleotides. RefSeq lists its product as uncharacterized. The transcript is spliced from 5 exons. Bases 1 to 984 code for a protein of 327 amino acids. The record is from RefSeq and is a predicted model, not a curated record. Gene Ontology annotation, molecular function: hydrolase activity, acting on ester bonds. Lineage: Eukaryota; Fungi; Ascomycota; Dothideomycetes; Pleosporales; Lindgomycetaceae.
AUGAGACAAUCUAUUGCUUUGGCGCUUUUAUUUUCGCCCUUCGCUAUUGCGGCUCCUUCAAAGGCGAAGCCAUCAUGGUCAGGAUGGAAGGGCGUCAAAUACUUUUUUGUAUUUGGCGAUUCCUAUACUCAAACAGGUUUCAAUGUGAAUGGGACCCAGCCGAAUCCCGCAAAUCCUAUGGGCAACCCAGACUAUCCGGGAUGGACUUCAGCAAAUGGACCAAAUUGGGUUGAUUUCCUUACAUACACUUACAAUGAGAGCUACAUUCAAACGUACAACCUUGCUUAUGGGGGUGCUACAGUGGAUGGCGCUCUUGUAACUCCAUACGCGCCCACUGUUCUCUCCCUCAAAAACCAAGUCCAAGACGAGUACCUUCCUGCGUACGGCUCCCAUCCGAAAGUCGCACCCUGGACUUCCAGCAACUCGCUAUUUGCCUUCUUCAUUGGCAUCAACGACGUUGGGAACUCCUGGUGGCUCAACAACGCCACGCUCUAUGAUAUGAUCUUUGCCGAAUACGAUAGUCUGCUAGAACAAGUCUGGAAGACCGGAGCCCGCAACUUCUUAUUCAUGAGCGUACCGCCUGUGCAGCUCGCCCCUCUCACGUUGGCUAACGGCAAUUGGUCAAUAGAAAACGAGGGUACUGCCAUUAAGAACUGGAACUCAAGACUGACGAACCUCUCAACGACCUUCAAGAAUCGGCAUAAUGACAUCACGAAUGUGUUUGUACACAAAACAUAUGAGCUCUACGAGACUGCUCUCGAAAAUCCCAAGUCUUUCCCCCAAACAAGUGAUAUUAAGAAUACAACCGCAUUUUGUGAUGCGUACCAGAAUGGCACACCAACCUGGUAUUACUUCAACUCCACAUGCGGUCUUCCCGUCAAUGACUAUUUCUGGCUGAACAGCUUGCAUCCAACUUUUCCAGUACAUAAUGCCACUGCAGCCUCGAUUGUGCAGUACCUAGAUUCUGUGGCUCCUGGUCACUAA